Molecule: messenger RNA, 723 nt
Organism: Myotis davidii
Lineage: Eukaryota; Metazoa; Chordata; Mammalia; Chiroptera; Vespertilionidae
Gene: SHISAL2B
Product: family with sequence similarity 159 member B
Exons: 3
Source: RefSeq, a predicted model, not a curated record
CCAGACCUCAAGUACUGCUGCAGCGAGCCGGGCAGCUACUUCCCCUACAAGCACAGCUACAUGUGGAGCCUCAGCAUCGGUGCCCUGAUUGGAUUGGGAAUUGCUGCCCUUGUUUUACUUGCCUUUGUCAUCAGCGUCUGUGUCCUUUGCUAUCUAUUUCUGCAUACAAAGCCUCAAAGGUUAGACACUGGCCUUAAACUUCAACACCUAGAGGCUUCUUCCAUUCAAGAAGGCAACUCAAAUAGGAAAAUCAAAACCCCCAAUUCAAACGCAGCAUCAAAUUCAACAAAUGAAACAAUCUAUGAAGCUGAUGAUGUAAUUGAGGAAAAAACAAUGGAUACAACACAAAUCAACAUCGUGUAUUAUUAAAAAUUCUGUGUUAUAAAAGCUCACAGGAGAGAUGGAACAGUAAAAAUAAAGUGCAUUUUAAAUAGUUCGUAAUAAUACUUUUAAAAAAUUCACCACUCACAAAGCAAAACAUAGCUGCAUUUUUAAUCAAUCUUUUUAUUAAACACCCACUAAGGAUUUAAUAGAUUUUCAUGUACAUAAGUUUACUUUUACUUGCUAAUUAAAAUGUACAUUAUACAAAAUUAUGCUAAUACUUUAGGCAAAGUUAAAUAAUUUAUCAAUUAGCAGAUAAGCAAGCCUAUCUCAGUGAGAAACAAUGAGACAUACUACCAGAAUUUCAUGACAUUUUGGUACUUAGAGGCAGUUAUUUUUUUA